Messenger RNA from Anastrepha obliqua, 2316 nucleotides. RefSeq lists its product as uncharacterized. Lineage: Eukaryota; Metazoa; Arthropoda; Insecta; Diptera; Tephritidae. The transcript has 6 exons. The coding region runs from base 121 to 1965 and encodes 614 amino acids. The record is from RefSeq and is a predicted model, not a curated record.
UUAUUUUCCUACGCAUUCCGUCGCUUAAAUUUUGUAGUUUUUAGUUUAAAUUAAAUAUUUACAUUCCUUUUUAAAAACAUAUAUUUAAGUCUAACGCAAAAACCGAAUGUUCAAUUAAAAAUGAGACUUUAUAAAAUCGUUUGCUUUUUUGGCGCUUUAAGCAUAGUAUCGGCGCAGUACUACCAGUUGGAACAAAACAAAUGUAUUAUACCGAAGAUUCUUCAAGGAAGUUGGUUCUCCUGGGAGACUGGUUACCCCACCCAAACGGUCAUCGAUGCGACUUCCAUGUCGCGCCGUGGUGUUUGUAUAACUAUGUCUGGACACGGUGAUGAGUUCUCAUUCGUAUUUAAAGAACGUUCAGCAAAUUGUUAUCAUUGCGUUCGAACAGUUAUAAGAACACUGAAUGUGUUUGAGAAAGUAGAAGGACCAUGCGUUUCUAUACCGACAGGGGCAGAGCCAAGUGUAGAAAAUGUAUGUAAAGGAAUUAGGGAAGAUCAACAGUUGGUAACAUUAUUCAAUGAAAAUUUUGUGCCGAUAAAUUGCCGUUCAUCGCUGGAAGGGGUGUGGCAUUUCACUUAUCAGAAUCGCUUCCGGUUUACUGGCGUCUGUAACAAGCCUGAUGCCCGUAUUCAAUCAUGUCAGACAGCAGGUACACAGUUCUUGAUACAAAAUCAGAAAUUCAACGUGACGUACCAACAGUGUGAGGGUAUGGAAGGUACCUUUACUGGUACAGUAGAAUACAGUUGCUUAGGUGAUUGGUUUGUUGGGAAAAAUCAUUACUUUGCUGUAGCUAAUACGAAAGAAUCGCGCAAAGAUGAAAAGUAUCGAUGUUUUCUUAAGAAUCGAGAUGAUGAUUUGUACAUUGGCGUUUCUAUCACUGCUGAAUGUAAUACAUUGAAAACGCCAGAAAACUCUCCAGAACGUUUAAAACUGACCCCCGUGAAAGCGGAAUAUGUUGAACCGGGCUGCACGCUACCCCAAAACUUUUCGGGCGAAUGGGUUAAUACAGCAAAUAUUGAUGCCGAUGUGUCCAUUAGUGAAACUCACAUUAAUGAGACUUACUAUCCUGAUAGAGCGCGUUAUCGGCGUACAAUCUAUGUGUGUCGUGAACGGCGUGAUAAUCGAAUUAUGAUGGCUCGCCUUACGGUUGAUGGUUGCCAAAAGGAUUACGUAUGUUUCGAUUUUCAACCACGUCAUCACAAUAUCAUACGUUAUCGCAAGGGUUUAGCUGUUAUUAAAGAUGAUUUCAGUACAGUUUGUUCGUGGGUGCAGUUUAAGAAUGCUGAGUCGUGGAAGUAUGAUUUGUUCUUAGCAAAGAAUCCGGUACCAGUACGCUGCCCAGUGGCAGGAAAGUUCAACUUUACACAACGUGGAGAGCAUCCUUUUAGAACGAGAAUUCUUGGAGGUGUUACGCUAAGUCCUCGACCGAACAUUCAUUGCAAGCAAAAUAUAUCGGAUUUGUCGGUAUGUGAUACGGAUCAAAAAGAAUUGGCCAUUGAUGAAAAUUACUGCCUGUCAGUGGACCAUUUGGGAAGGCCUGUGGAUAUAUACAGUGAUCCAGAUUAUCGGAUGAAGUGUAUUGGCUUUUGGAAAGAGAAUCUCAAAUCUUAUCUUAUCACGUAUGAUGACUUGGAUCCACUCUCAAAAUAUCGCUGCUGGGUAUAUCAACGCGCUGACUUGAAUCGUGUGCUCAUGUCUCAGGCGGUAGGAGCUUUUUGUAAAUUGAACCAAGAUGUAACCUCAUGGAAUCACACCGAAGGUGCUGCAGUUGCCAUUGACGCCAUGGAGUACGAACGAGAGCGUGAUGAUUGUCCUAUGUACUUCGAUGACGGCGCCUAUCCAUGGAAAGACUCGGAUGCAUCUAAUAUCAUAUUCGACUGGGAUUUUUAUAAGGCCGCAGCUAGUCCUUUAAUGGCAUAUGGAAGUGUAGCUUCUAUAUGCAUUAUUGCGAGUAUUCUCUUUUAGGUCACAAAUCGUGUUCAAAUUUAACAUUAACAAUUCUUUAGCUUAAGGAAAGUUUAUACAUUUAUCGAUUCAACGAAAUUAGUAUAUUCAGGAAUCUAAAAAUAGUACGAAAGUUAACCAACUCGAAUGUGUCUUAUUAGCCCGUAAGUAAAAGAAAUAUUGACAUAUAUAAUACAUACAUACAUAUCAGCUGUGUACAUUCCGUCCAUUGUAGAAUUUCAUUGAAAAGUGCAAACCGUAUUAGUUUUAAGUGGAAAACUGUUUAUAAAUACCUGUAUUAUUUAAAUAAUUCAUUUUACAAACCCCCAUUUUUAAAUGCUAAAUCUUAAAUAAAGUUUUGAAACGCUACUA